Truncatella angustata is the source of this 1494-nucleotide messenger RNA. RefSeq lists its product as uncharacterized. The record is from RefSeq and is a predicted model, not a curated record. The transcript has 2 exons. Bases 1 to 1494 code for a protein of 497 amino acids. Lineage: Eukaryota; Fungi; Ascomycota; Sordariomycetes; Amphisphaeriales; Sporocadaceae.
AUGCUCACGUUGAAACAGCCAGUACAUUACGGGUACCGUACCGUCUAUGAUCUACCGACACCUCCUUCAACAUCACGACCAUCACCCCCCGUGACUAUACAGGAAAUUCCUCAAAACGUCUUACCGCCACCUCCCGCCAGAAACAGCCCAUCUUGCCAGGAAAUGUCAGCACCUCAUCGUGGUUUGCCUCUACCGGCAGCCAUGACUCUACCACAACCUAAUCCCCCUCCCCCAGGUCAUGCUCCAGGACCUGGCCAUGGACCCGUUCCAGUAUCACACCCACACCCACAUGCGCAACCGCCACCGCCCUCGCUGCCGCCCUCCCAAAGUCAUUCUCUUGGCAUAUUGCCAGCAGCACCUCAAUGGCAAGGGCAGGGUGCAGAGGAAUCCAUGAGGACGUGGCUGGUAGCGAAAACGGAGGAGGAGAGGAGAAGACAAGAAGAAGAAAAGACCAGACAAGAGGGUUUGCGACUGGAACAACGGAAGCUCGAAUACGAUAUGCUUCGAACGUCCUUAGAUCGCGGUAUCCCGCCGCCUAUGGUUCCGGUUGUGUUUGCUGGGAUGAGCGGUGGGAUUCUUCCCCAGGCAGCCUUGGAGUGGGCGCAACAGUAUUUGACGCCACAGCAUGGCCACCAACAACAGCUUCUCCCGGCCCAAGGACCUUUUUCGCCCGAAGACAGGAGAGGUUCGCAGUCGUACGGGCCCUAUGCUGGUUCCGUUGGCGUGCCUUCGACGCCAGGCUCGGGACCUGGACCGCAGAGUGGAUUCGUGCCGUAUCAAGGUCCAGGCUCGCCGACUAGAGCCAGAGCACAUACGAUGUCGGUCGCUGGAGCCGUCGGCAGACCCCUCGGGAGUUCUCUGCCACGUUUGGCCACUGGGGAGAUGAUCACAGGGCCAGCCGGAAUCCAAUCUCACACGCAAACCAUGGGACAACACCAGCAAUCAAGCUCGCAGCAAGAAACGCAGUCUCCUAGCAUUUAUUUCCACCAUUGGCAACCCCCUACUUCCCAGGCAGUUUCCGCACAACCUGGGACACCUUCUGUCGACUCGCCGAAGAAACGAAAAGCCACAGGGCCACAGCAGGCAGCGCCUCCUCCGAGUACACAUAUGAGUAGAAGGUCGCCCCCUUUCGGUCAUUCAGCAGGCUCAUCGACGCUCUCAAAUCCGCCGCCCGGUCGCCGUCGUGGGCAUUCACGGCAAAGAAGCGACCUCUCUUCGUAUAGGUCAACAGGCCGUGGACGGGGAGAUAGCUUCGGCCCCAGCCGAGCAUUGUCACCCGGCUUGGGCACGCCACGUGAGGGUGUGCCAUUUGAGCAAUCCAUACAAGGACGUACCAAUGCCCACUCGGUAUCGUCAUUGCUAUCGUCUGAUCAGCCGUCGCCCCGGUUUGGCCCGGAAAGAGGAGGACAUGAAGGAUCCGAACGAAGACCGUCGCCACCGUCAUCUGACGAGAGAAGGCGUGGACCAGCACGUCUUGAACGAGACAAUGAAUGA